AUGACCGACAAUCAAAUCAAAAUUAAACCCGAGGCUGAACAUACCGACAAUAUUGGAACCCGAGUUGCCAAAAGACUGAGCAAGCGAUUGUCUAUGAGUAGUGGAAGCAAAGAGGGCUCCAGUCAUGCAAGCGGCCAGGACACGAUACUCGACAGAAGUGCUUCUAUCAGAGAUGAAAUGAGCCACGGAAACUUCAACGGCGCCAAGGACAUCAUUACCGGCGGCCAAAACACCAAGGAAUCCACGAGCCAAGGUGGUGCCAGCGGAGCCUCGGGCAGCACCGGAGUCAAUAAACCAGACAUGAGCAAGGAAAAUGCCAAGGAGACUGGACAGCAAAUCAACAAAGGAAUUAGCCAGGACAAUUCCGCAACGGCUUCUCCUGAUGAAACAAGCAAGGAACAGCGGAACGUUGGUAGUCCACCUGUCAUUCAACUCAGGAAAGACAGUGCCAAAGACAGUGCCAGUAAAGACAAUUCCGAAAAAGAGUCGACUGGCGCAUCCGACAAGAAGGAGCAAAGCAAUGACCAGAUGGACCGUCGAGGCAGCGUCGCCGCCGGAAUACUCGAACCUAACUACGAUAUUCGCAAGGGCCCUAUCACCAAGGAAGGAACAUUUCAAGAGAAGAACUUCCACAACAAAACUGGCCGAGAGACUAUCAUGAAGAGAGACGGCGGCGUCACCAGCAAGAGUCUCACCGAGGCAGACGCCAACUCUCAAGCCAGCAAGGGAAAUGCCACUGGAUCAAGCAUCGACCGGCAAGGUCUUUCCCAAGCUGGCACUGCCGACACUGCAGACACUGCAGGGUUGAGCAACGACAAGAGCAAAUCAAGCACCGCCAAGCGUAACUCUUCCCAGUUUCCCUCUGCCGUAGCACCAAGCAAUGCGAAAGACAGCUCAGCUCAAUUGAAGAACGGAGGAGCCAACGCUGGCAAUGAUUUCAGCGAUGACUUCAUCCAGAACGAACUUCACGACCAGGAAACCAUCGGCGGAGACGUUUUCGACGACAGAACCGGCGACAAAGGUCUUUCCAAAGAACCUGGUGAACACGACAUGUCGAAGUCUCGUGCCAACCAAAAGAACCUUCAACAACAAGGUUCCAAGACUUCGCAAAUGCCAGGAGCCGAACAGGACCCUGCGGCUGCGGCUGCAGCUGUCAUCGGCGGCGGUGGAAUGAGCAAAGCGACUAGCAGCCAGACCACUACCACCAAGGAUCAGUCAAGCAAAAGUUAUUCAACCUCUGGAAUCAGCCAGGCGGGUCGCAAGGAACUUGCUAAUACAAGUGAUCUUGCCUCCACAAGCCCAAAGAGUCAGCUUCAACCCACUGCCAGUGCAGUCGAUCCUGCAAGCAUCAAAAAUUCGGCCACCGACAGCCAAGCAACGAAGAGCACCUCCGGAGCAAAUCUGGACCAAAGCAUUGGCCAAGGCUUCGACUCUGCUAUUCCACCAACAAGUGCUUAUUCUAGCAUCGGUGGCAUGAGCAAGGCUAGCGACAUGGGCCAGACUAGUAAUCUGGGCCAAACUAGUGGCAUGAGCCAAAGCAGCAGCAUGGCCCCAAUCAGUGGUAUUAGCCAGGUCAGUGGCUUGCGCUCUGCUACUGCUAGCCAGCAAAACCAGUCCACAUCCAGCAAUGCGUUCUCCGGCAACGGCCAAACUACCCAAGCGGCCAUGGUUGGAGGAGGAAGACUGCAGAAGAGUGGCGUAUACGGUAGUACCAGCAAGAGUGAAGCCAGCAAUGCACUUGGCAGCGGAACUGGAACCAGCAGUACCGGCACGGGUGGUAUGAACGGAGCAGCUACGAAGCGCACUGUCAGACAGCUCAGUAGCGGUGGUUUCAAGGUUACUGUUCUUCAAGAGAAGGUCCAGGCUGUGUCCCAGAAGUGCAAGACCCAGCUGGGUCUGUCUUCCGAUGAGAUCACUCGCCGCAGCCCUACGGUUGACUCUUUCUUCGACGCUGUUGCUACUGAGCGUCUCCGUUGGAUGCCUAGCGACGGCAGCAAGCUUGACUGUUGCCUCAGAUGGGCUUCCAGACUGGCAUAUGCUGUUGACGCCCUCAGAGAGUCUGUCGGAGUCUUUGCACCUGCUGCCAACGAAGCUGCAAUGCUCAUCUGGGGAUUUUGCAUCCUGCUCUUGGAAUCUGACAUUGACAACACUGAUGUCUUUGAAAGCGUCUUUGGCCGAUACGGUCGUGUUGCUGUGGGUAUCUACUUGCUGCUCCAGUAUGAGACCGCGUACAAGUCAUCUCCUGAGCUUCAGCCAGAGGUUGCCGCAGUCUUCUCCGACCUGCUUGAAAUGGUUUGUAGCACAACCGCAAGCUGUGUCGAGGGAUUCAAGAGCAAGGAGUCUGACCAGGUCAUUGGACGCAACGUGGACGCAGCAUUUGUGACCUAUGCCAAGCGCUACUCUACUCAUUGGAACUGCGUUGUCGACUCUCAUACCUUCAAGCUUGUGAAGAAUAGCUCGCAGAUCUAUUCCUCCCCAGAGCUGGGUAGCUUGCGACAAUUCCUGGGGGUACAGGACCGCCCUCUCCAGUUCAUUCUAGAUUCUCGCGCCCAUAAUCUCGUGGAAGGAUCAUUCGAAUGGUUCAACAACACUCUCUAUGAAUUCACCGUUGCUACCAACCCUGUGAUGCUCAUCACAGGUGGAGCUGGCUCUGGCAAGAGUGCCAUGGCUCAAUGGACUGUUGAGAGACUGCAGGAGUCAGCUGAGCAUGAUAGCUGGAAUGUCAUUCCGUACACAAUUCGGGCUGAUAUCCCCGUCGCUACUCUGCCUCUGCGCAUCCUGAAGGGUGUCCUGCACCAGAUGUUAGAUCACUGUGUUAGUGAUAUCCCAACGCAGGAGGCAAUUCUUGUCGAUGUUGCCAAGGCAGCCCAAGGUGCCAUUGAUGGAGCUGGCGACGACGAAGUCGAAGAGUCUUUGUGGAAGGGAAUUCGAACUGGUUUAUCUUCCAACAUCCAGUACAUGUUUGUGAUUGAUGGCAUCGACCAGAUAAAGGGCGGAGAUACUGAGGCUGUGGCUUGUCUGGAUCACUUCUGUGAUAUUCUUGCCAAACAAAAUGCUGGAUCUAAGAUGAUCGCCUUCACCCGGCCGCUCAGCUCGAAGAUGGGCUCCAAGAACGUCCAGCAGUUCAAUCUGCAGACUUCUCAGACGAAAACAGAUCUUACAGCCUACGUGAACAAGAUGCUCGCGUCCGGCGCUAAUUUCGACACUCUCAAGGGCAAUCAGCUUGACUCAGCGGUGGGUUCCAUCGUAAAACGAUCACAGGGCUCUUUCACCUGGGCAGAGAUGGCGGUUGCAUAUGCCAAGCAGCAAAAGACAAUGAGCCAGGCUGUUCUGUCCGUGCAAAGCUUGCCGCAGUCAAUGCCGGAUCUUCUUGACUUCCACUCCACGAACGUCGACUUCAGCCAACACGGAACUCUCAAUAUCGUUUCCUGGCUUGCAGCUGCAGAGAGACCCUUGCUUGUCGAGGAAAUUGAGCACCUCUUGAAUGUGGACCCCAAGGGCCCUAGCUACGUGUCUAGUAAACUCAUUGAUAGCCAUGACACUUUGAAUGCGCUGAGUCCCUUAGUCAUGACACGCGAUGGUGUGGUGUCCUUUGCCCACACCUGCAUUCGUGACCACGUCAUCAGCCAGGCGAAGUCUUCUGGAUCCAGGUCUAUCAAUCUCAGAGAGGCCCACUACGACUUGCUCAUUCGAUGCCUUUCGUGUGUGCAGCUCAGCGUGCAAGAGGAAGUUGAUAUCUCUAUGGACAAGCUUAGCAUGGAGGAGCGAAACCACCUAUUUGACAAGUACGCCGUCUUGGAAUACACCGCACGCUAUUGGCUGUCGCAUCUGCUGUCCUCACCGUUGGUGACCGAUGACGGGGAGUUCCAAUUCGACACUGGCUUCAAGAAACUCCUGCCGGCCACUGUUCUCUUCGCUCGUCUGGAAUUGACUUGCCGCGAGUCCCAGUUCACUCGCUCCAGUGUUGUCGAACUUUACCGACUUGCAAGUGAUAUUCGCCGAGUUGUUCUUGGAGACAAGAACAUGGCCUUGCUACAAAGUCUGCUUCUCAGUUCACGCGUUGCCAAGCUGGCUCACGCUAGCCAUGCCGAUGAGCACUGCUAUGAAGCGUGGAAGCUGAGCCAGGAGCUCCUUGGACAGUCACAAACCACUACCCUGACAUGCUCCGAGAUGAUGACCCAGUCCUUCUCUGAGAAAGGAACCCUGACUACCCAGCAGGAGGAUAUCAUGAGAUACUUGAUCCUGACCGACACCGAGAUCACUGGUGUUGAGUUCAACCAGCGCCUGAAGUAUCUCGGCAUCAUUGUCAGCAUGUACAAGUCGCGAAGUGACCAGAACUCCGCGUUGCUUAUCUCGAAGCAAUUCUACCAGCAAGUUCUUCAGAAGUACGGCACGAACUCUCAUCAGUCUUCCGAGACUGCCGACUUCUUGACUGCACAAUUCUCCACCACUGGAAGCGAUGAAAUGAGUCGAGACAUUGCCAGAACCAAGUACGACAAUGUUGUCCGUACCAUGGAAGUCACCGACGAGCGUCGAAUCAACUAUACUCUUUACAUGGCUCAGAUGUACGAACAGCAAGGGGACUUUGCUCACUCCCAAGCCGUGCUUUCUAGCCUUUGGGCAGGUCUGAACUCGCGUGACAUAGACUCUGUCGACAUGAUGGAUAAGAAGGCCAAUGUGGCUCUCUUGUACUAUCAGUUCCUUCGCCGCCACGGCCGAAACGACGAAGCCGAAGUCAUCAUCCGUGAACUAGUCGCUGAUCUUGAGGUUACUGGUGUCCACUCCUCGGAUAUGAUGCACCGUGUGCACCUUCUGAGGACCGAAACACAAGAGAUGCAUUUGUGGGGCCUCGAUCGCACUUUGUCGGUGCUCAUGUGGCGAUACUACAAGGAGACUAACCAGGAGUAUUCUGAGGAUUCCACUGCUUUGGCCCUGUCAAUUGCCCAAAGCAUGUCCAACUCUGUCUCGAUGGAGCGAGCAUCUUCGCUCUCUGUCAAAGACCGCAAGUUGUUGGUUGAGCUGCUGGAUGUCAUUUCGGCAAGCUCGAGUAACAUGACUGUCACCACCUUGAUCAUGUGCCACAACCUCUCCAGCAUCUACAUUCAGGAGGAAGAUUGGUCUCAAGCUAGCGAAUGCUCGAUGGCUGUCCUGCAGCACAUCUGGCCAACUGUCGAGCAGCCAAAAUCCCACAAGAAGUUCUCUACUCAGCUGGCACCUCCUGUUGCAGAUCUUGCCCUGGUCCUGGCUUACUGCCACUUCCGCAGACUGCAUUUGGAACAGGCAACAAAUGUUUACGACAAUGCAUUUGGGUCUUUGGUUGCAUCGGACAAGGUUCCAGUUCCGUCUGUCCUCGCCGUUGCCAAGGCUGUGGUCGAAUUCUACGAGACUUCCUACCAGUUCACCAAGGCGUUGACUCUACUCCACACUGUCAGCAACUUCCUGACAUAUCGCCUCGGAGAGAGUCACAAGCAUACCAUCGACAACAUGUAUCUCGAGGCUGCUCUGGCAACUCGCCUAGAGAUGACUGGCGAGGCCAAGAGCACGUACGAGCGUAUCUACAAUGUCACCUCUCAGGAUGGAAAGAUCGCCCCGGAGGGUAUCGAUGCUGCCAUUGCUCUUAUUGCUCUCUAUGAAGGAGAAAUGCAGUGGGAAUCUGCCCUGGGUGUCUAUCGCUCGCUCUGGCCUACUCUUGUUGUCGAAGAUAACAAGAAGCAUACGUUCGACCAGAUCCUGGUGGAUCGCAUGUUGGAGAAGACCUAUCUUGGCUACAUGUCUAUUCUGACAACCCGUAAGACAGAGAGCUCUGAUUUCGCCGAGCGAUAUCAGGUUGCUUCAGACUAUGUCAUGACCUGUCGCCACGUGCACGGUCCUACCAGCCAGAAGACGCUCAAUGCCACUUUGCUGUUUGCUGAGCUAUGCGAGAGCAGCGACUCCCACAUUGAUCAGGCUAUCGCCUUGUACAAGCAGCCUCUACAAAUCAGUGAAUGGGUGGAUCCCUCUCAGUCAUCCAGGAGUCUCGAUCAGAUGACGCAGCCUCUGCCAAUUACGCUCAAGCAUAAGCUUGCACAGCUCUAUGUUCGGAAACACGAUUCGACUAGUGAAGCUCGCUAUCUCUACACAGAGGAGUUCCAGCUGGCCAAAAAGACCCAGGGCUACUUCUCCUCCACGACCCUGUCCUGGCUGCGCGAGCUCGCAAUGGCCCACUCGAGACAGGGAACUUCGACUUCUGUUCAGCAGGGCAAUGCAAUUCUCCACACUUUCGUCACAGAUGUAUUGCACGCUGGUGGUGAUCCUGAUCAGAUGGGUGACUGGGCUCGCAAGAUUGCUUCUAUCUACCUUGAGUGCGGAUUCAUUGAAGGCGGUAACAGUAUGCUUGAUGAACUGCGCCACCGCGUUGUGUACAGUUCUGAGGCUUCUGCUAUGGCUCUUCACGACCGUCGCGACGCCGUCUUUGUCGCUGGGUUCGAGGAAGUCUUUGGCCGACGCGCUACUUACAGCCAGAUUAUGACCGAAAUGACCCGUGAGACGUCCACUUACCAGGCUUUCUCCACCAGUCUCACUGGCCACGAUUUCAUCCCUACUCUGAUCACGGGCCACAUUCUGUAUAAUCUACAGUCCGAACAGAAGCGCGUCCGCGCUGCCGCAGAUACCAAGGACAAGCUGUACGACUACUUCUGCUCCAACCUCUCGGCCACCAAUGUCGCCGACAAGGAAAUCGUACAGCAAUUCUACCAGAUCUGCCUGCAUGAGGUGCACAACGAGAACUACAGAAUGAACAUUCUCACCAAGACAGCGGACACCGUCCGUCUGUUGUGCAACUCAUCCUGCUUUGAGGAUGCAACUAUCCUGACAGGCGUGCUGCACUCGUUCAUUCACCUCACCGAAAGUUUGAACAACUACAACAGUAUCAAGACAGCCACACAGAUCUGUCUGUACUUGAGCGGCCACAAGGCGGCCAAAUGCACAGACAACAAGACCUAUCACGGCAUGUCAGUCAAGUCCAAGAUGCUUCUUCAGGAGAUUAUGGCAGCAUCCAAGUCCAUCGGAAUCGACAUGGUGGACCUGCCAUUCAACGACCUGAACGAAAUCAUCACCCUUCUAGGCGAAUACGAUAUGUUCGACGAGCUCGAGGGAAUUCUCACCCAACUCUGGACAUCACGUAUCGUCCAGCGUACCUGGACACCGGAUGUAGUUGUCUGGAUUGGUCGCCGUCUGGUAGAAACCCGCUUCUGCCGCGGCCAUGUCGACUCAGCUAUCCAGCUUUGCCGCGACAUCUGCUACAACUUGCGCCAGCUGCUUUCUGGUCUGUUCACUGCGUCGGAUAACCACCAGUCGGCCGCUACUCUCCACGAAGGAGUUUUGUACGAUUUGCUCGGCGACAACGAAGCUAAGGGUCAUGCCCGUGCUGCCGAUACUGCUUUGCAGCACAUGGAGCUACUCCGCCGUGCUCAAGGUCGCAUGGGUGCUGAUCAGACCUCGCGCAGAGCCUCAGCUCACGCAGAUCUGUUCCAGCAGCUGGGAUCCCGCUUUGGUAUCGAGUCUGAGACAAUUCAGAGCGUUGGUGAAGCCAAUGGCGGCGAGCAAUUUGGAAUGUGGUCUAAGCCUCGCCGCUUCAGUCUGGAUGUCGACGAUCUGGAAGAGGAGGGCAAAGCUCACCACAAUCAUCUUCGUGAGUCUAGUGGUGCUGGUUUGUAUGGCAGUGGUGCUCCGAGACGUAUCUCGGUCCAGGCGCUUUAA
Molecule: messenger RNA, 7737 nt
Organism: Penicillium antarcticum
Lineage: Eukaryota; Fungi; Ascomycota; Eurotiomycetes; Eurotiales; Aspergillaceae
Exons: 3
Coding region: 1-7737 (2578 amino acids)
Molecular function (GO): protein binding
Source: RefSeq, a predicted model, not a curated record